AUGGCUGACGAGUACUCACUGAGUGGUAAAGUUGCCAUCAUAACCGGUUCAGGGCGUGAGAAUGGAAUCGGCGCCGGCAUAGCUUACGCAUUUGCCCGGCAUGGCGCUUCGGUCGCCGUCAACUAUGUUUCGGAUUCUAGCGCCGCCCGAGCAAACAAGGUCGCCGAAAAGGUUCGAGGACUUGGUGGAAAAGCAGCCGUUAUUCAGGGAAGCAUCACGAGUCGGCCAGGAGCCAGGCACAUUGUCCAGAGCGCAAUGACCGAGUUCAAUGUGAGGUCAAUUGACAUUCUAGUCAAUAAUGCUGGCGGUCCUGUCAAAUCCCAUGGGAGCAUCAUGGACUAUGAGCCCCAAGAAUUGCUCGGUGAUUUCGAGCUGAACUAUUGUGGUGCAAUCUACAUGAUACAGGAAGCUGUGCCCUAUAUGAAUCGUGGUGGGCGAAUUAUCAAUAUUGGAGCAAUGUCUGCAAUAACUUAUGUGCCCGGUAUGCACAUAUACUCGGCAGCCAAGGCGGCAUUGGACCACACAACGAAAUCCAUCGCAGUUGAGUUGGGCAAGAAGAGUGGAAUCACUGUGAAUGUCGUUGCACCGGGACUCACGUUGACAGAUCAGCCUUUGAGCUUGGACGAAGAUCUUAGGGCUAAGGUGAUUGAUCUGGCUACUGAGAAGUCAAGUGCCGCCAAUAGGGUCGGAACCAUCGAAGAUGUCGCCGAUGUCGCCCUAUUUGUGGCUUCUGAAAAGUCCAGAUGGAUUACCGGGCAUGUGUUCCCGGUUGGAGGCGGAAUGCACUGA
Molecule: messenger RNA, 789 nt
Organism: Clonostachys rhizophaga
Lineage: Eukaryota; Fungi; Ascomycota; Sordariomycetes; Hypocreales; Bionectriaceae
Source: the annotation of a GenBank genome assembly